ACGCCACCGCUUGGGCAGGUAAACGCACACUCGAGCAUGGUGCGGUGGUGGCGAGUGCUCGUCGGCUCCGCCUUGGUCAUGGGCGUCGACGGGAAUUUGUGCGAUACGUGCAACGGCAACGGCGUGUGCGAUGCCGCCACUCGCAUUUGCCAAUGCAAAGCAGGGUAUCGCGGCAACCGGUGCGAGUUCAAGGUGUGCCCUUCCGGCGUGGCUUGGGUAGAUUUUGCUUCGGCUGUCGACACGGCGCACGCCAUGGCGGUGUGCUCGAACAUGGGGACGUGCGACGACAUGACUGGCGUGUGUACUUGCCAAGCAGGAUUUGAAGGGCCUGCGUGCGAAGUCAUGUCGUGCCCGACGUGCGUGUACGGGCGCUGUGUCACGAUGCGCGAAGCGGCCGCGACGCCCGACGACUACAACUUUUUCACGUCCACAACGUACAAUUUGUGGGACGCUGAUAAAGUGCGCGGGUGUCAGUGCGACUACGGGUUUGAAGGUUACGAUUGCUCGCUCCGCAAGUGCCCCGUCGGAGACGAUCCGUUGACCACGGGCCAAGUGGCCCAAGUCCAGCAUCUGAGCUGUCUGUGCUCGGGAUGCUCUGGGUCAUUUGUGCUGUCGUUCCAAGGGUUCCACACGGCCAACAUUGCCCCAACGGCGACCGCGGCGACGCUUGCGUCCGAAAUCAAUAAAUUGCUACCCCUCCAUGGAGUCACAGUGUCGUUGUCGGGGGUCGGAACCACCGUCUGCGAUCCCGACGGCGCCGUGUCGGCCAUCACGUUCACUCAUGACGGUGGCAACUGGCCAGCGUUUCGAGUGACGAGUCUUCUCACGGGCGGUACAUCGGCGAUCUCCGUGCAGUCUGGCGGCACACCAGGCUUGUAUGACAGUGUGCCAGCCACCGUCGUUGCCACCACUGAGGCGGCAGUGUGCUCGAACCGCGGCCGGUGUGAUUCUGUCACGGGGCUGUGCCAGUGCUCCCCGGGAUUUUCCAGCAGCGACGGCGCUGGAGGGACCGGCACAUUGCCGGACUGUGGAUACGGGACGACGUCGACGUGCCCAACGGCUGCCUCGAACGGCUUGACGUGCAACAACCAAGGCACUUGCAACUCGGGCACCUUUUACAAGUGUGUGUGCAACAAUGGAUUCACUGGCAUCGAUUGUACACUGCGCACAUGCCCCAGCGGUUAUGCGUGGUUUGACGGAGCUUCGGCCGCUGACACUGCCCAUGCCCUCGCGAUAUGCUCGAACAAAGGCACAUGCAACACAGCCACCGGCAUAUGCACGUGUGCCGUGGGUUAUGCUGGGGCUGCUUGCGAGCUGAUGACGUGCCCUGGAACGCCAAGCGUCUGCAAUGGCCGUGGCCGGUGCAAAACGAUGCAACAGCUUGCGAAAUCUGCAGCGACGAACGGCGAGUUACUUGGAAUCACGUAUGGCACCACACCAAACGUCGCGGCGACGUGGGAUUUCAAUAAAAUCCAGGGGUGUGACUGCGGCCAGCACUAUUACAUGGGGCCGUCCGUGGGUCAGCUCGACGACUUUACUGCCUACGACUGCUCUGCACGCUCGUGUCCGUAUGGAGCUGAUCCGUACGAGACUGGAAAAGUCGAUGAACAGCAAACAAUCACGUGCACGGCCGACGGGGGAAGCUUUACGUUGACAUUUCGCCAGUUUACGACCGCUGCCAUUCCAGUGACCGCGACGCCGUUGGUGGUCAAGGCCGCGCUGGAAGCACUGCAGACUAUCUAUUCUGUUGUUGUCACGUUUGGCGCGUCAAGUCCGACGGUGUGCACGAGCUCGGGCGUCGUUACGACCAUCCAAUUCACGUCGACACAAGGCGCUCUUCCGCUUUUGACCGCAUCCGUUGCCGGGCUUUCGUUAGGGGGGGGUGGCACCCCCACGGUCGUGGUCGCUCGAACCGUGGCCGGCACGAAAGCUAACGUGGAAUGUUCCCGCCGGGGCACCUGCAGUACGUUGUCGUCGAGACGGCUAGAUGUUGACUGUGCUGCUGUGUUCUUCAGACCGCCAAACAGGCGUGUGCGAGUGUUACGAAGGAUUUUACAGCUCGGACGGCAACGGCAACCCUGGCACGCGUGGCGACUGUGGCUACCUGUCCCCAUACUAUGACAUGCCCAAGGUUGUCGCGCUGCCAUUGAGCAAGUAGGACAAGCAACCAGAUGGGGAAUAAGACUCCAAAAGCCACGUACAUAACUUCGAAAUCGC
Messenger RNA from Aphanomyces invadans, 2217 nucleotides. RefSeq lists its product as hypothetical. Bases 37 to 2121 code for a protein of 694 amino acids. Lineage: Eukaryota; Oomycota; Saprolegniomycetes; Saprolegniales; Verrucalvaceae. The record is from RefSeq and is a predicted model, not a curated record. The transcript has 14 exons.